ACGGGUCCGAUAGAGGCGUAAUACCGCGCGUACCCCCCAUGCUACAGCGAACGAGAAACACCCUCGGCUGGUUCACCUUUGCGAUUGGAAUUGAUUAACUUUCGUACUGUGGACUGGUAGCUCAGCGGGGAUACGCCCACCGAAGGGAGGUGACACCUCCCGUAAGGUGGAGGGAAAGUCGAGUAAAGAUAGCCGCAAAAAUGUCAGGGGCUAUAGCAGAUGGCGAGGGGAAGGUCCUGAUGCUCGAGGACCUCAUUGAGGCUAUGGAUAAGCGGGAAAGGAUGCCAAGUAAUGUCCCCAAGGUCGAUACCUUCCAUUUUAAUGGGGAACGAGUUUCUGAUUGGCUCGACUUCGUGGAGCAAGCUUUGGUGGGGUUAUCGGAUGCGGUGAAGUUCCAGCGCAUUCUGAAGUGUGUGCUUCAUGGCCACCACCAGGAGGUGGAGAAAGUUAUAAAUGCGGCCAAUGGUAGCUCGGUCAGGUUCAAAGAUGGGAUGCAAAGAAAGUAUAGGCUAGGCGAUGGGUUGCUAACCACGGUGGAUUUGAAGGUCAUGAACAAAGACGACUUCACCACGGUGGGAACGUUUGUGCAGGAAUUUAAGAAAAAGGCGAGGAAGGUUAAUGUCAUUUCAGAGGAGGCACAAUGCGCUAUCUUUUUAGGGUGGUUAGCGUACAUCUGGAUGUUUAACUUUGAGUUAGAACGGAUUCCUGGGAACAAGAAUCAGGAGGACGGGCUGAGUCGUAUCAACUGGGAUAAGCAAGAGGGAGAGGCAGUAGAGGACACACCCCCAGUUGAUAGCUUCCUAGAUCAGGAAGAGGACAUCCGCCUUCACAUUAAUGAGUGGUCCCCACAAGUGCCUAGCUGCGUUGGACAUCCCAUCUGGCAUGCGCCAAACGGGUAUGAACAGAAGGCAGAGCUGGUACUUAAGCCUUUUGAAGAGGAAGAUCCAUGGGGCAGCAAAGAUGUCCAAUGGAUGAUGAAGUUGGUGCUGGCGGGCACACAUAGUCUGGUGGAGGAGGUGAGACCUAUGGAGGAAGGACCAGAUCGGGUAGAGAGGUACGAGGAAUUGAUAGGAGGGAUGCAUCUCCUCGUCAAUACACUUCUGCUGGGAAACUUUGAUCAGAUAUGCUCGUUGAAUCCAGCUGAGAAUAAAGAACCAGUGCCAGAAAACCAGGAUGACGAGUUUGAGGAGGGGGAGAUCAAAGAAGCAUUCCGCGCAGAGGAGUAUGAUGGAAUCUACCUAGAGCUGGGACUUCUUUUAUCGUCUGACUUUGCGAAGACAGCCAUGCCAAGGGGAGGGAGGGAGACGCGGCCGCCACGGAGACCAUUGGGAGCAUCAGGAGGUUAUGAGCGACAUGGGUCUCACCAUCGGGAGGACAAACCCGUAUACGAUGAGCGGGACAUAAAGUUGUUUUUGGACGAUUUUUUUGGGUAUGCGGAGCACAUGGGUUGGACCAUGACUCAGACGAUUGAGAGACUGACAGGAGCUGGCAAAUUUGAGGAGCCCAUCGCACGGAUCCGCAGGGAGGCGGGGACAUGGCCAGAGGUGGAAACGAGGAUGCAGGAGUUACGACCAUCGCCUGUAAGGCCUGAUGUUCACUCUAUGCAGGAAGAGGCGAGUCUAUUUUCACCUGAGCAGAGGAUGGAGGAGCCUCCUGAGAGAGAGAUGGGGAUUACGGUAGAGGACGUCAUCGAGGGCAGGCCUCAGAGGUUGGAUACACCUGAGUACAGACUCGAGGGGAUUGGAAUAGGACCAGAGCCUCGUACUCAGGAGUUGGAGACAGAACCAGAGGAGCCUAUGGAUAUGCCCCAGUGUCAUGAGGUCGCCAGGGAGGCAAGCGAGAUGCCAUUAUUGCCAGAAUCUGAAAAGAAAAAGAAGAGAGGUCGGAGGUCAGGUGACUCAUCUUGCUUCUUCUGCAAGAGCGAGGAGCAAAGGGCUUUGCAGUGUCCUAAGUUCUUAAAGAACUUGGACGAAGGGAAGGUCACAGAAAGUGGUGGAAUGAUGUAUGAUAGACACAGUAGAGUAGUAGAGCGGUCUGCAGAUGGGGGUGGAGCUCAACUGUACAGGCAGAACCAGGAGGAGAUGAGUGAGUAGGGACUGGUCGCCUAGGUAUGAGCAGCUGCUAGGGUAUGUUCUGGUGAGGAUAAGAUGAACUAGUUUUACACG
Molecule: messenger RNA, 2165 nt
Organism: Chara braunii
Lineage: Eukaryota; Viridiplantae; Streptophyta; Charophyceae; Charales; Characeae
Source: the annotation of a GenBank genome assembly